CUGCCUUGUGGGCGGGGCCCCGGCUGACCAGCCGCCGGCUGCGUUCGUCCGCGCUGUUCCACCCUUCCGGCCUUGCGUUCCAGCCACCGCUUCCACCUUACACCCCGCACCGGCUAUCGGCGUGACGGUCGCCUUGUUUCUGCGUCUCGUGGCCCCUGCGGCGCCCGAGCCUGCAAUGUCGGGCCCCAACGGGGACCUGGGCAUGCCGGUGGAGGCGGACGUGGAAGGCGAGGAUGACGGCUUCGGGGAAGCAGAAUAUGCUGCCAUCAACUCCAUGUUGGACCAGAUCAACUCCUGUCUGGACCACCUGGAAGAGAAGAAUGACCACCUCCACGCCCGCCUCCAGGAGCUGCUUGAGUCCAACCGGCAGACGCGCCUGGAGUUCCAGCAGCAGCUGGGGGAGGCCCCCAGUGACGCCAGCCCCUAGGCUACAGGAGCCCCGAACCAAGCCCCAACCCUGCCUCCCCAGGCUGGGCUCUGGGCUGGACGCACACCACCUGACUUAGACACCUUCUCAAGGGCUGGCCUACAGGUCCCCCAGUGGCUCCGCCUGCCCGAGCCACUCUUCAGGGACUCCCCUUGGCGUGUGUGGGCCAACCCCCACCACCCAGCCUCCCCGCCUGGGGCCAGGUGUGGGCCUGCAACCCCUGGCCUGCCCGCCCAGUUCCUGGGCGCUCUCCAUUCGCCCAGGCCUUCCAUGUCCUCAUUAAACGGGUCUCCAAUACC
Molecule: messenger RNA, 726 nt
Organism: Pteronotus mesoamericanus
Lineage: Eukaryota; Metazoa; Chordata; Mammalia; Chiroptera; Mormoopidae
Gene: BBLN
Product: bublin coiled coil protein
Exons: 2
Coding region: 176-427 (83 amino acids)
Source: RefSeq, a predicted model, not a curated record